Messenger RNA from Alnus glutinosa, 1418 nucleotides. RefSeq lists its product as uncharacterized. Gene Ontology annotation, molecular function: RNA nuclease activity. Gene Ontology annotation, cellular component: peroxisome. Bases 567 to 1184 code for a protein of 205 amino acids. Gene Ontology annotation, biological process: regulation of gene expression. The record is from RefSeq and is a predicted model, not a curated record. Lineage: Eukaryota; Viridiplantae; Streptophyta; Magnoliopsida; Fagales; Betulaceae. The transcript is spliced from 3 exons.
UUUCAAUAGAAAUCACUUCAAAUCAGAAUAUCCCAUUGACAAAUUGUCAUUAUUCUUAAAUAUUUGCUUUUCUUGGCCUAUUCUUUCCAGCGACAUGGCGAUACGUGAUUGGGUCGCAAUAUGUUAUGAAAUAUUCACGAGUGUAGGGAUGGAUAGUUUGUAAAGGAUUGGUAGAAUAUGCUCACGGCUGUGUUUGGCUUUGCUUAUAAAUUAGUUCCAUUCAACGGAUUAGGCUUAGGUAAGCGCAUAUUGGUAAACUCUGUCCUAAAACUCUAAAAUUUAAAACAAGCAACGGUCGACUCAUUCGUUUUGAAAUUAUACAUACGCGCAUAUUUCUCUCUCUCUGUCUCUGUCUCUCUCUCUUUCUCUCUUCUCGGGCUUCAGCUUCAAAGUUUAGUCCCUAAUCUAGUAAAAUCGCUCAGUUCCAAAGACUCACUUUUUUGUCUGGAAAAUUCCCAGAUACACCGUAAUCAAAAGCUUCUUCCUUUGUUGCCCAGGAUCUAAGUGUCGUGGUGUUCUGGGACUGGAGCGGAGGAGCUAGCGCUGGAUUCAUAUUGGGAACCUUAAUGAUGGCUAAUCCAAACUCAUCAACAUCGAUAGUCUCUUCAGAAUCCUCUGAAGAAAAGGCCACACAUAUAGCGGAUUUAAACAUGAACAUGUCUGAACUUUCUUUAAGCCAUCAAAGUCUAAUCACCUCAUAUGGUCCUGUCUCUAUCCUUUGGGACAUUGAGAAUUGUUGUCUUCCUAGAAGACUCUCCUCUGAAGCCGUAGCAGUUAAUAUUAGGAGGGCAGCUUUGCGGACUAACCCUCAAAUUAAAAAAGUUAUAACGUUUUCUGCCUAUGGGAAUUUUAGUGAAUUACCCCAGCGACACACAAAGGGCCUUCAGAAAAGUGGUGUCACACUCAUAGAUGUUCCAAAUGUGGGAAAGGAUGCUGCUGACAGAGCUAUUUUGGUCGACAUGUUUCUUUUUGCCCUUGACAACCCUCCACCUUCUUCGAUCAUGUUGAUCUCUGGGGAUGUAGAUUUUUCUGCGGCUCUUCACAUACUUGAUCAACGUGGAUAUAAUAUAAUCCUUGUUACACCAGAAGGUGCUUCAGCUGCCCUCACUAACGCUGCUAAGUUUGUUUGGGACUGGCCUAGUGUGGCUUGUGGGCGAGGCCUCGUUAGCCCCCACCAAGGUUGAAGGAGCAGCUAGCGUAAUGGAGAUGGGUGACGUAAUGGAGCUAGUGGGGAAGGACGAGAAUGGAGGAUAAAAGAAAGGGGAUCCUGGGAAGCUCAACUCCGCAAUAGAGUACUUGAUAUGACUUUUACAAGAAGGAAGAUAGCGUAGAUAGUUAUAAGCUCAAUUUUGUAAUAAACUUGAUUUUUUACUUCUAAUACGGAAGAUAGAGCAGAUAGUCAUAUAAACUCGACUCUG